Molecule: messenger RNA, 348 nt
Organism: Loa loa (African eye worm)
Lineage: Eukaryota; Metazoa; Nematoda; Chromadorea; Rhabditida; Onchocercidae
Exons: 3
Coding region: 1-348 (115 amino acids)
Source: RefSeq, a predicted model, not a curated record
AUGUAUGAUGAAGUAAAUUGUACUGAUGGUACUAAUAUCUGGAUCCCAUUACUUAAUUUGAUUGUUUCAUUAUCUGGCUUAUUUAUGCUUCGUACUCUACAUUUACAUUGGCCAGCUUUCAUCUAUUGUCUUGGCAUAUGCAUUAUGCUAAUUAUGAUGCUUGCAACUAUUGCUGAUAAUAUUUUGGCUUCAUUACGUUGGUUUCAUGUAGCCUGGAAUCCAGUUGAUCAAUGGGCUUCAACUUUUUCAUGGAUUGAUAUAAGUCUUGCUAUUUUAGGAAUUAUAUGUAUAUGCAUUUUGGUACCAUUUGCAAAGUAUUGGCAUCAACCAAUAACAAGUAGUAAUUGA